This is a messenger RNA of Strongylocentrotus purpuratus (purple sea urchin), 4500 nucleotides long. RefSeq names its product protein FAM161B. Gene Ontology annotation, biological process: cilium organization. Bases 491 to 2812 code for a protein of 773 amino acids. The record is from RefSeq and is a predicted model, not a curated record. Lineage: Eukaryota; Metazoa; Echinodermata; Echinoidea; Camarodonta; Strongylocentrotidae. The transcript has 5 exons. Gene Ontology annotation, cellular component: cilium.
GUAGAUCGAAUUCUACUGGGAAGCAAUUUGAUUUGGCCUAACGUGUACCCGAGAUGUUUCCUUUUUCUAUACUUUUGAUGCGCGCCCACCAUCGGGCGGAAUUAGGGCGGGUCUAGGCGGAAUUAGGCAAGGAAAAUGCCUCACGCAGACGGCGCGCUACGGACAAUCGCUUAUGAUUUCGGGCGUAAGAAUGGCAUAGCUAGAUUUGCUAGAAUUUCGGCAACAAAUUGGUAUACAUUAGCGCCUGUAUAAUUCAUUUUCAGAGAAGUUAUCUGAGAAAAACUGCCCAUCGGGCGGAAACCGGGCAGGGUACGGUAUAUUAUAGCGUUGAUGUAAAAGAAGAAAAAUGUCGGGAUCGGUGCAAGAAAAAGGAUUGGAUUUGGAGUGAACUUGCGGCAUACGGAACUGUCGUGUCGCACGUUUAGUUGUACUUUGUACGAACGGCGCGCGCGGCGCGUCGUUAAUUAAUUAAUGCGUUGUGAAGAUCAACAUGGCAACUGGACAUUCCUUGUCGAUGGUUACGAAUUCUUGUGUUAAAAGGCCGAGAAAUCCAUAUUCGAACUUACCAGAAAGCGAAUUGGAUCGGGAUUUAGCCAGAAGUCGUGAACACAAGAAAGAUGCACGUUUAGCCUCGUAUAACGGCUCUAAUUUUCAUGAUGAUGGCCAGGAAUCAUUUGCUCAGUCCCAUUCUAUGGGAUUUGGUGUUGGCUCAUUGGACGAAGAUGCACUUAUUGAUCAGCUCACAAAUGACGUGGAAAACAUCAGCAGUGAAGAUUUUUACGAACGACUGAAAGAGCUGAAAGAAAAACAUCGGGUAACUCUUGGUUCCCUUGAAAAAAGGUAUAAUAAGAAAGUUUCUCGAAAACGACAAGAACUUGAAAAUGAAGUGAGGAAUGAAAUGGGUGGAAAUGGCAGUGCCAAUGAUUGGAGCCUGAGUAUGAAUUACAUGAAUGGAAUAGAUAAGGUCAAAGGGAUGACAAAGAGUGGUCCAGUAUAUGUAGCAGAGCAUGAGCACAAGCACAUGGAUGACCACAUGCAGACAUUUAACCAAAGUUUACCGGCAUGGUCAGCUUUGCCGAGAGAUAAUGUAAGAGACAUGUCAUCAAAGCCACCAAGUGGACGACCUCAGACGGCGUGGACUGACGACCGGCCAAAGUCAAGAUCUACAGCACGUAAUGGCACCCAUGGCCUUAAGCAAAAGCCUGACUGGAGUGAUGUCACUUGGAGUGGUAGUGAAUGUUCAGCUACCACAGAAGAUAUAAUAUCCAGUGUAAAUACUUCACUUGAUCUAUCUUUGAGUAAGCAGCCUGGAUCCCCAGCUGCUGUGGUGGACAAUAUGUGGGAAGAUUUCAGCAUUGACUCCUAUGCAACACGUUCUCGCAGUAUGUCUAAAGCAUCAUCCCGUAGCAGCUCAACUCAACAGAGCAAGGCAAAGGAAUGGUCACCUAAGAUUACCAUACCAAAACCUUUUACCAUGUCUGUGAGGGAAUCCAGUGAAGAACGAAAGAAGACUAGAGCCUCCAUGGAGCUUGAACAAGCACGGCUUGAUCGAGAGAAGCAAGAGGAAAUAGAGUGCCAAAAAAAGUUCAAAGCAAAACCAGUUCCAGCUCAUACUUUCCUACCACUCUAUGAUGAGAUCAAGGAUCAACAAAUUGAAAAGUCAAAAAAGAAUCGGGAACAGAGCUACAAAAAGCUUACAAGCACUCAAAAACCGUUCAACCUGACCGAGACCAAAAAGCACCAAAGAUCAGCCAGUGUUCCUCUGUCAUUGAAGCGGUCAAAGACACCCUCGUUCAAGGCCAAACCAGUUCCAAGAUCUGUCUUUGAUCCAACAAUUGAUGAUCAAAUUCUGGAGGAAGAAGAAUACAGGAAGAUCAGGAUCAAGAUGAGAGCUGAGGAGAUGUUAAGGCAAUCUUCGCUCCCUCCCAACAUGCAGAUCAGAGGCAAGGAGUAUACUGAUGGCAAGAUGAGAAUGAAGAUGCAGAAAAACAGGGAGAAACAGGCCUUCCUCACAACAGAACACAAAUUUAGGCCCCAGGUAAAUGGAGAGAUCCCAGACUAUGAUGAACUACACCGGAAGUUUGAGGAGGAGGUUCAGAGGAAGAAGAGAGAAAAGGAUCCGACUGUCUUUGAGCCCUUUAAUCUCAGGACAGCAAGAAUUCCAUCUCGUAAAUCUAGGGCUCUGCUCGAAAUGGAGGAGGAAGAGGAGAGACAGAAAGAGGCUCUUCGAGGUUCUUUGUCCAAGUCUGCUUCUCUUCGAAGAUCCAUUGACAUGGGUGAUACUCUCCCAUCAAAGACGACCAAUGCUUCUGAGCUUCGGAAGAGUGCAUUGAGCAAGACACAGAUGGAGAGGGCAGAGAGGGAGAGAAAAGAGGUGGAGCAGGAGAGACAGAGGAGAUACAAGGAGAAGAAACUACAGCGAUUCAUCACCAGCAAAGCUAGAGCCAAUGACACAUCACAGAGCCUGGAGUCAACCAACAGGGAGAAACUCAGACAGCACAGAGAAUCUGAGAGAACCCGUGAAGAAGAAUAUGAAAGGGAGCUACAGGAAAUGAUGACCAGGAUUGAAUCCCGUCCUCUUCUCUUUGAAAGAGAGAGUGAGUUGAAUGCCAAGAAACGUGCAGAACGAAAAUAUGAGAGUGCCCUGAAGAGUGCAGGAAUCAGUGAGGAUUUCCUGGAACGUAAAGGACGCUCAGGAGCCACCCAGAUAUUGAGUGGUGGAGGAAGAGAUGAGGAGAGCAAGAGUGAGGCAAGCUUCAACUAUGAUUACGAUGACUAUGAUGACUCUCCAGCAAGUGAUGAUGAUUAUUAAAGUAGAAAAUAUAUCAGUAAUUCCCUUUUUUGUCCUUCUCCCUGACUAUUGUAUGGACCACCUUAUUUUGGCUAUCAUCCACUCUGUAAUUAUGUCUUGAUACUUCAAAACAUUAAGCAAAUAUUUACAAAAGUAUAUCUUUAAAUAAUUAUGCAGUCAGUUGUAAUGUCAUUUACCAAUUGAAGAGUUUGUAAUGGGCAUCACACAGGCAUUUACUACUCUCAAUAUGCAUAUUUAUACAGUUUAUAACUAAAGUAGUAUGUGAACAUUUUAUAGUCCUGAUUUAUGUUUCCUGAGAUGUGACAAAUUAAAGCUUACACCUAACACUAUUAACAAAGGCUCUACUGGUAAUUCAACAAGUCCACCUGUCAUUCUUGAGUUACAUAAACGCAAAAAUAUCAAUAAACAGGGGUAUGAAUAAUUUAGUUGUUAAACCUAAAUUAAACUACUCUGUGUGUGUGUUACAUCAUGUAAUCUUCAAAUCCAUUACUUGUGUCACAACAUUCCCUUUUGACAAGUACGGUAUGCUUCUUUGGGUUUUCUAUCACAAGUUGGGUUGAAGUUGCCAAAUAUAUGUUUAUUUGUGAGAAUGUGAUGUUUCAUUGUCGUGAAUACUCGGUAUAUAUUUCAUUAGUUUUUAUUAAUAUGUAGGAUAAUUUCACUUUUGCAUAAUUCAUGUGUUGUGGAGUAUUUGUGCUUGUAUAUUGCCUAUGACAUACAAUAUUGUUAGUACGAUUGAUGAAUACGUCAUUAUUAUGUUGCAUAUUUAUGUAGUGCUAAUAAGCGUGUAGAAGAAAAAUGAAACACAGAAAAUAAUAGAUGGUUGUUUUUUUGCUUAAAUAUUAUUGUAAGUAUUAAUAACUUUGUUAUCUUGAAAUGAAUGUGCAAAGUAUAUGGGAUUAAGUGAUUUGUGUUGGUGUAUAAAAUGUUUUUGAUUUUAGUAUUUGUUUAUAGAGGAACUAGUGAUCAUCUAGGCCUAUUACAUUUACUUUAAGAUUCUGUGUGGUAAAUAAAUCAGUAUAUUUCUUCAUCAUAUAUUUAUUUGAAAGCGCUGAGUGAAUGCAUGGUUUUGACAAUUUUUGUUAAUCUCAUUGCUGGUAAUUUGUUGGCCAUCAGGCAUAUGAUUCAUGGGCUACUGUUGCAAAUAGUGAACAUUAAUACAGAUUAUAUUUAACUGUGUGAACAGUUGGAUCCAUAUACUCAUUGUUAUGGAGGAGUUGAGAAAGUGCAUGGAAAUUAAAUAACAUAUCAGGUAAAUUUAAAACAGUUUCAUGUGAUAUGAUUUAUGGAAAUUAAGUCAAUCUCUUAAACCGGAUUUUGUCUUUAUUUUGUGUUGUCAGUAAGAUUGCUGAUUAAAAAUCUGUCUACAUUUAUGAUGUUGUAUAAAACUGAAAUAUCACUUUGAUGGUUAAAAAUUACUGGGUUUUCAAAAUAUUUCAUCAAUAAUGUUGGUGUGUAAAUAAAUAUAUAAUUUAAUCUAUAUUCCUGGUUGUUUUGACAUUAUGCAGAUGAAUGUCAUUUCAAAUUCCUACAUUCCUGAACUUUUUCUUGUACUGUACAUGAAAAUUUGUGGAACCAAAUUGAAAUUUGUAAAUUUUUCCACUAAGAAUGUUUUAAUUGUAUAAUUUCUGUCUCCUAUGUCUCCUCUGAUGUAAUAAAUCUAGCAAUACAUCCAUUAAACAACUAUA